AUGAACACCGUCUUCUUCUUUGCGGAGCUGGCGCUGCUGCAGUACGGUCUGGUGCAGUCCAAGCCCUCCAUGGUUGCCGCGACUGCUGUCUACGCGGCCAGGCUCCCCCUGAAGAAGACCCCUCUGUGGACCAACACUCUGAAGCACCACACUGGCUUCACUGAAGCACAGCUGAUGGACACGGCCAAGAUCCUGGUGGCCUCGCACUCCACCGCACCUGACAGCAAGCUCAAGGUCGUCUAG
Molecule: messenger RNA, 243 nt
Organism: Triticum aestivum (bread wheat)
Lineage: Eukaryota; Viridiplantae; Streptophyta; Magnoliopsida; Poales; Poaceae
Product: cyclin-B1-1-like
Exons: 2
Coding region: 1-243 (80 amino acids)
Source: RefSeq, a predicted model, not a curated record